Molecule: messenger RNA, 1524 nt
Organism: Asparagus officinalis (garden asparagus)
Lineage: Eukaryota; Viridiplantae; Streptophyta; Magnoliopsida; Asparagales; Asparagaceae
Product: serine/threonine-protein kinase BLUS1
Exons: 2
Coding region: 1-1374 (457 amino acids)
Biological process (GO): protein phosphorylation
Molecular function (GO): protein serine/threonine kinase activator activity; ATP binding; protein kinase activity
Source: RefSeq, a predicted model, not a curated record
AUGGCUCCUGAAGAAGUGAGAAAGAUCACAUACCCUGUAAAACCUAAUUCUUAUCAAAUCCUCCAUGAAAUUGGCAGUGGUGUUAGCGCAGUCGUCUACAAAGCUGCCUGCCUCCCUCUAAACUCUUCAGUCGUGGCUAUAAAAGCCAUUGAUCUUGAACGCUCUCGUGCAAAUCUUGAUGAUGUUCGUCGUGAAGCAAAAACCAUGGCUCUCCUCUCUCACCCUAACAUUCUUCGCGCUCACUGCUCUUUCACUGUCAACAGUCAUUUGUGGGUUGUGAUGCCUUUUAUGGCUGCUGGCUCAUUACACUCUAUUAUCUCUUCUUCGUUUCCUGAUGGACUCUCUGAGCCUUGUAUUGCCAUAAUCUUGAAGGAAAUUCUUACUGCACUUUCUUAUCUACAUAACCAAGGCCAUAUUCAUCGUGAUAUCAAGGCUGGAAAUAUUUUGGUUGAUUCAGAUGGUACUGUCAAGCUUGCAGACUUUGGUGUCUCUGCUUCCAUAUACGAAUCUCACUCUUCGUCCUUGUCUUCAUCAUCUUCUUCAUUUCUGACCGAGUUGGCAGGUACUCCAUACUGGAUGGCACCUGAAGUCAUUCACUCCCAUAUCGGCUAUGGCAUCAAGGCCGACAUCUGGUCCUUAGGUAUAACAGCAUUAGAGCUCGCCCAUGGCCGCCCUCCACUCUCUCAUCUCCCAAUAUCCAAAUCUUUCAUGAUGAGGAUAACAAACCCUCUAAAGCUUGAAGACACUCACGACACCAAGAAGAAGAAGUUCUCAAAGGCAUUCAAGGACAUGGUAUCUUCUUGCCUCUCUCACGACCCUUCGAAGAGGCCAACUGCAGAUAAACUCCUUCGCCAUCCCUUCUUCAAGAACUGCAAAUCCUCUGAUUAUCUCGUCAAAAACAUCCUACAAGUCGUUCCCUCUGUAGAGAAAAGAUUUGCUGAUCAAAUUACAAAUAUCGACAGGGAUGAGAGCUUGAGCCCAGUUGUUAAGACUCGGAGGGUGAGCGGAUGGAAUUUCAAUGAGGAUGUUCUCGAACUAAGUCCAGUGUAUCCCAAGCAAGAUAAAGAAGUGGAGAAGGAAAAAAGUGAAGAUUUGAAGGAGAGUUUGGUGCCGAAUUUGGUGUAUCUUUUGGGGAGUUUGGAUGUGCAGAGAGGGAUGGUGAUGAAUGUGUUGGCUUAUUGUGGAGGAGAGAAGAAUGAAAAGAGUGAGAAGAAUGAGAAUGCGAGGGAGGGGAGAGAGAGUCAGUUGAUGGGGGUUGUGGGGAGAUUGCAGCAGACUGUGGAUGAGUUGAAGAUGGAGUUGCAGAGAGAAAUGAAGAAGAAUGCAGACUUGGAGAAGACUAUGGAGAGUCUCAAGAAGAAGAACAAUGAGUAGCAUAGUAGCAGGAUAAAGAUAUCAGUGACUAGCUUCAUAAAAUCUUGUUUAGUUUCUGUUUUCUUAGAGAAGGCUUCACGAAAAUUCCAUGGUAAUUUCUCUAAAAUUUAGUAGUAAUGACUAUAUAUUGUGGAAAAUUUGGGAACAAUC